UGAAAUAAAAGUUUGUAAGAGGCGCGUGUUGACCGAGUAUAACGUCGAAAUGUUUUAAAUCGAAACGUACAUUUGAUUACAUUACAUUUUAUUUGGUGUAUGUGACUUUACUAGAGGUUGGAGUAAAUGAUGGAAGUGUUUAGACUACCAGAAGAAGUGUGGGUCCACGUGUUUCAUUUCCUUUCCACUCCUGACAAAUUAAGUGUUCGCUCUAGCUGUAGAUUUUUUAUGAGGCUGAUCGAUCGCCCUGUUUUGUGGAAGAACAAAACGCUGUAUAUUGAAAAAAUCAACUCAUUCACGUCUCAUUCCUGGAGUACACUCAGCAACAGGAAGAUAAGGUCGGUUGUGGUGCUGAAGACGCGAGGAAAAGAGUGGAGGCAGCUCGCGGUGCGGCUUCCAUGGCUUCAGUCAGUUACUGUGGAUGUGUGCUGUGCCAGUACUCUUAAUUCACUUAGUGACUUUAAAAAUCUAACGCGACUUGUUCUUCGGCGGUGUAUCUGUCCAAGUUUAACAUCACUGUCAGCACUGCGCGAGCUGUCGCAUCUCAGCCUGUGUGAGGUGGUCUGUGCUUCACCGUCGGACAUUAUAAAUGCUCUUUCCCAGCUUACUAAUCUGACUUCACUUCAUUACCAUGCAUGCAGCAAGACCAUUCCUACAGCAGCAUUUCCCUAUCUAUUACAACGCCUGCCAAAAUUAAAACACCUCUCUUUAAAUAUGGAAUCAAAUCAAGGCCCUGUCUCCAAAGAUGCCCUCUUCUUUCCACAAGCAAACCUCCACGUGCCCGAUGGUCCACAGUGCAGCGUGCCAGCAUUGAUCAGCCUGGAAUUGCUGAACUACAUGGACCCCAUUCUCUCUCCUGUGGCCUUGCAGGGUCUUCCUUCCCUCAAAUUCCUGACGGUUCAAUAUAGAGACUGGUCUCUGGAACCACAGCUCUGCCACCUUAAAACAUGGUUAUCUAAAAUGCCUCUCCUCUCAGAGUUAAAUAUUUCAUUGGGAUAUCAGCUUGGUGUCUAUGCUAACUCAGUGCCUCCAACUGUGUAUCGCUUGUCCCUCAAAGGAGUAAUGGCAGAGUUUAAAGCCUUGAGGGACUUGGCCCAAAGCGUGCCAGAUCUCCUGCACCUGCACUUAGACCUAUGUUUCCAUAACAAGCAAAGCCUCAUUGCUGAGAUCCCUCACCUUUUCCCCAAGCUGCAGAGCCUGGCAAUAAGACAUUACCAGCUUCCUGUGGAGGAGUUCCUUGGACUUGCACAGUUGUCUCAUCUUAAGCAUUUGGUGAUUCUGGAUCCUACUGCAAGACCAAAUUCAGAAUUAAUGGAUUUGACACGGAAAAUGCAAAUUCAGACCAACUACAGAGUUAAUGUUGUUAAUUUUUCGGGACCAAGAGACCCAAGUGCUUGUUUUUAUGCCAAUUACUGAUAUUCAUCCUGUACAGCAGGUCUGUAUACAUUACAAAUACAUGUUCAGCUCCUAAUGAAAGUCUACCACCACAGAAAAGAGGAACAUAUUUAGACAGAAAAGCAAAGUGUUACUUGAUGAAGCUAUGUUUUUCUGAUUAAAUAUGUUCCUCUCUCCCAUAGUGGUAUACUUCCACCCGGUGCCACUGUAUUCAUACAAAAAAGUGUCAUGAUGUUAAUUUAUUUUCUAUGAAUUCAGAUUGUACCUUAUAUUAAUCCGCCAGAGGCAAUAGAGUAGUAUUUGCAAGAUGAUACAUGGUUAUAAUUGUAUUGAUAUGAUUUGUGCUGUUAGAGAACAUCUGUCAUGAAUAUGCUGGUUAAUUGCUUAGAAUGAAUUUAGACUGUAUGCUAGGAGUCUUUUUAUAAUAAUGACUCCUCAGAUUUAUGUUAAUGACACUCUUAAGGCUUUUCUAUUGCUCUCCAAUGAACUGAAAUGGAAUGGAAUGAAUUAACAUAAUAUGUCUGUUAGAAAACAUGCCUAAACAAACAGGAUCAUGAAGACCAUGGAACAAGCCUGUUACUUUCCCUGUUCUAAUGGAUUUAAUGCUGCUUUUAAGGAUGUUAAAUGUUUUGGAGUUUUAGAUGACCAAACCAUGAUACCUUUCCAGAAGAUUGUCCCAGACCUGGUUUGUUUGACUGAUAUUUGAGGGGAGAUCCAAAAAAGUCCUGAAAUUCGUAUGUGGCAUACUUGUGACUUAGUUACAGGCUUUGCUGCUAUGUAGUAAACUCUUACAGUCCUGGUGAAUCAGUCAUCCGGGUGGCAUCAUACCCAUAUCACACAUUUGGGUAUGAUGUGGUUGUGGUAUUUGUGUUUUUUUUGUUGUUUUUUUUCAGGUCAGACAUAUGAAUUUUUUUUUUUAAAGAAUAUGUUGAUAUUCAUUGUUUUUUUGUCAUUAACUGACUCAUCUGAGGCAAAGCAUCAGGAAAAACUAGACCUGGAUCCCACCCAGACCUGGAUCUUGUGUAACUGCCAUAAUCCACACAUGCACACUGCAUUGUUAUCCAAGGAGUUAUUAAAGAGAAACAAUGUGGUUAUUGCUUCACAUCCACCAUAUUUGCCAGAUCUUGCACUUUCUUUUGGCAACUUAAAAAAUUUGUUUUAUAAUUUCUAUAAUAUCUUUAAUAUUGAAAAAAAAAAACAUCGCCAAAUUCAAGUGCACAACCUUAGUAAAAAAAAAAAUGGCAAAAAUACCAUGUCUUGACAGUAUGAUUCUGCUCAGGAGACUGACUCGCCAGAUUGUGAGCCAAGUUAAAUAAUGAAUUUGAAAAAUAAUAAUAAAUAUUAACUAGUAUCCACUGAUCUGUGCUAUACAUGUUUUUUUUCUGGAUCAUUUCAAAUUUGGAAUUUAUUUGGAAUUUUAUUUGGAAUAAAAUAAAAGUGCCUACAAUGGCCAUGAGCAUCAGAAUUGGACCAUGGAGCAAUGUAAGAAAGUGGUGCCUGGUCUGAUGAAACACAUUUUCUUUUCAUGCUGAUGGACUAGUACAUAUGCAUCCAUUACCUGGAGAACAGAUGGCAGCAGGAUGCACUUCAGAAGAAGGCAAGUCAACAGAAGCAGUGAGAUGCACUGGGCAGUGUUCUGCCUGGAGACUUUUGGUCCUGUCAUUCAUGUGGAUGGGACUUUGAAACGCACAAACUCCCUAAACGUUGUUGCAGACCAAGUACACCUCAUCAUAGCAACGGUUAUUACUUAUGGCAGUGAUCUCUUUCACCAGAAUAAUGCACCCUGCCAGACUCCAAAAAUUGUUCAGAAACAUUGAGGAACAUGACAGUGAUUUCAAGUUGUUGACCUCCAAGUUCUCCAGAUCUCAAUCCAUUCAAGCACCUAUGAGACAUGCUGGAUAAACAAAUCUGAUCCAUGGAGGCUACACCAUACCACCUUGCGUUAUCUUCUGCUUAUGUCUUGGUGCCAGAUACCACAGCACACUUUAAAGGGUCUUGUGUUUUGGUGGCACAAGUGUAUGCAGGUGGUUUUAAGGUUAUGCCUAAUCUGUGUAUUAAGCACAUCAUCAAAAUGCUAAGACAUAGAGUAUGUUGUAUAAACAAAGUUACUGCCACAUGAUAAAAUUGACUACUG
Molecule: messenger RNA, 3529 nt
Organism: Hemibagrus wyckioides
Lineage: Eukaryota; Metazoa; Chordata; Actinopteri; Siluriformes; Bagridae
Exons: 4
Coding region: 127-1416 (429 amino acids)
Molecular function (GO): protein binding
Source: RefSeq, a predicted model, not a curated record